UUUCUAUAACAACGCUCGCGGUGUAUGCGGUGUUAUUUCUAAUUCUAAUUAAUUUCAAGACGUUUUCUAUCUUGUAACCCUUGCCUUGCGUUUAAGUGCAUAAUGGAAGGUUUUGACGAUCCCGGUGUUUUCUUUUCGGAUAACUUUGGCGUUGAAGAGAACGAGUCACAAGAUCAGAUUAACCUACAAGCCGUGAAAAAGAAGUUCAAAGAAUUCAUCAGGCAAUUCCAUACCGGAAAUUUCAACUACAAAUACAGAGAUGCAUUGAAACGAAACUAUAACCUCGGACAAUACUGGGUGGAAAUAAAUAUCGAAGAUUUGUCCAGUUUUGAUGAAGUGUUGGCUGAAAAAUUGUAUAAAAAACCUACAGAACACUUGCCAAUAUUGGAGGAAGCUGCAAAAGAUUUGGCAGAUGAAUUGACUGCCCCAAGACCAGAAGGUGAAGAAAAAGUUGAGGAUAUACAGGUGUUGCUGUCUUCAGAUGCACAUGCUGCUAAUUUACGAGAGUUGAAAUCAGAAAAUGUAUCCCGUCUUGUGAAGAUACCUGGUAUAGUGAUAUCAGCAUCUGGCAUCAAGGCUAAGGCCACGAAGAUCUCCAUCCAAUGUCGAUCAUGUCGCAACAUCAUUCCAAACCUACCUGUCAAGCCAGGCCUCGAGGGCUAUGUCAUGCCCAGGAAGUGCAACACGGAACAAGCUGGUCGACCAAAAUGUCCACUAGAUCCCUACUUCAUCAUUCCAGACAAGUGCAAGUGUAUUGAUUACCAGGUUUUGAAACUGCAAGAGACACCUGAAAGCAUACCACAAGGUGAAAUGCCUCGUCACCUAACUGUUUACUGUGACCGCACACUCUGUGAGAGAGUCUCCCCCGGCGCCAGGGUCAUUGUCCUCGGAAUAUACUCCAUUAAGAAGAUUGCGAAAAUUGGGCGCGAAGGUCGUGACAAGGGUUCUGUGGGGGUGCGGUCGUCGUACCUGCGCGCCGUAGGGCUGACCACCGAAGAGGGCGCCACCGGGGGCCUGCGCCCCUUCACGGCGGACGAGGAGGAACAGUUCCGCAGACUCGCGGCGUCCCCAGACAUCUACGAGAGGAUUGCCAAGUCAAUAGCUCCUAGUGUGUUUGGUGCUGUUGAUAUGAAGAAAGCUAUCGCCUGCUUAUUGUUUGGUGGUUCCCGCAAAAGACUGCCAGACGGACUGACGCGGCGCGGCGACAUCAACAUCUUACUCCUAGGCGACCCCGGUACUGCCAAAUCCCAGCUGCUGAAGUUUGUUGAGAAGGUGGCGCCCAUCGGCGUCUAUACCUCCGGCAAGGGGUCUAGUGCCGCUGGUCUUACCGCCUCUGUUAUUCGAGAUCCGGGCAGCCGUAACUUCGUGAUGGAAGGCGGCGCGAUGGUGCUGGCGGACGGCGGCGUGGUGUGCAUCGACGAGUUCGACAAGAUGCGCGAGGACGACCGUGUCGCCAUACACGAGGCUAUGGAACAACAGACCAUCUCCAUUGCCAAGGCGGGCAUAACAACGACGCUGAACUCGCGCUGCUCAGUACUAGCCGCAGCCAACUCUGUGUUCGGCCGCUGGGACGACACCAAGGCGGACGACAAUAUUGACUUCAUGCCCACCAUCCUCUCCCGCUUCGACAUGAUCUUCAUCGUCAAAGAUGAACACGACCAGAACAGAGAUAUUACGCUAGCCAAGCACAUAAUCUCAGUGCACAUGGGCGGCGACAGCGCGGAGCGCGAGGUGUCGGCGGGCGAGCUGCCGCUGGCGCUGCUGCGGCGCUACGCCGCCUACUGCCGCGGCCGCUGCGGCCCGCGCCUCGCCGCCGCCGCCGCCGAGCGGCUGCGGGCCCGAUACGUGCUCAUGAGGAACGGCGCCUCGCACCACGAGAGGCAGGCCGACAAGAGACUUUCCAUACCUAUUACUGUCAGACAACUGGAAGCAAUCGUCCGUAUAUCGGAGUCGUUGGCCAAGAUGCAGCUGCAGCCGUUCGCGACAGAGGCGCACGUCACCGAGGCUCUGCGUCUCUUCCAGGUGUCCACGCUGGACGCCGCCAUGACCGGCAGCCUGGCUGGAGCCGAAGGUUUCACGACAGAAGAAGACCACGAGAUCCUCUCGCGUAUCGAGAAACAGCUGAAGCGCAGGUUCGCUGUCGGCUCGCAAGUGUCGGAGCAAACUAUCAUCCAGGACUUCUUACGUCAGAAGUACCCGGAGCGCUCCAUCCUCAAAGUCAUCCACACCAUGAUCCGCCGAGGUGAACUACAGCAUCGUUUGCAGAGGAAAAUGCUCUACCGACUAUCAUAAUUGACUAUACCAAUAUUACUUUUUCGAUCUGAAUAUACAGUCUGAAGUUAA
Molecule: messenger RNA, 2343 nt
Organism: Pectinophora gossypiella (pink bollworm)
Lineage: Eukaryota; Metazoa; Arthropoda; Insecta; Lepidoptera; Gelechiidae
Gene: Mcm5
Product: DNA replication licensing factor Mcm5
Exons: 13
Coding region: 103-2292 (729 amino acids)
Biological process (GO): DNA replication; double-strand break repair via break-induced replication; DNA replication initiation
Cellular component (GO): MCM complex; nucleus
Molecular function (GO): 3'-5' DNA helicase activity; single-stranded DNA binding; ATP binding
Source: RefSeq, a predicted model, not a curated record